AUGGUGGAGAAGCCGCAACUCCACCGGCUCUCUCGCACUCUUAGAAACAUUGACAAAUUGGGCCGGGCGAUGGAGCGCGCCAGAAGCAGCGGAGAAGCCAUGGCGCGUCGGUUGCUUGCGGUCGUGAACUGUGCCAUCCUUGUCGAUAGCCAGGGGGUGGGUGGGCUUCACAGCGAGAGGGAGCGUCAGCGGAGAGGGGGACCCCAUCUCCCCAUGGGAUCAGUCAUGGUACCGGCGGGGUGCUUGUCACCGCUGGAGCGCAGAAAGCUGGGGUUGGGGCAUCGGCGCCAAACCGGAUCAGCUGGGCAUCCCUCAGUCGCCCAUCAACUCCUGCAUCGGGACAAUUGCUGGGGCAGUCGAGGCGAUGGAGUUGCACCGUUGUGCAUGUCGAGCCCAUGUCAAGCCCAUCGAGCCCAUGUAGCCCAUGUCGACCAUGACGGACCCCCUGUCGCUUCGGCUUGCCGUUGGUCUCCUGUUUCUGGGCAGAUGGAACCCGCAACGCAGAUGGCCGCGACCAUUCCGAUCCGCCGUGCUAUAAGACGCCUGUUAUUCCUUUGGAGUGGUGCAUGUGCCUGCUGGGAUGCGUCUGGGGACGGAAGCACGAAGCGAAGCUCCAUGUUUGUUGGAGCAUGGAGCAUUGCCGAGUGCCUCGGGGGUUGGGGUGGCAGGGUGGUCGACAACUAUCCCAAAAAAGGCCUGCUCGAGGGCGAUCUUUGGAGGAGAUGGGUUGAGGUUUCAGUCCCACAUUCUUCCAUUGUCUGA
Molecule: messenger RNA, 762 nt
Organism: Chaetomium globosum CBS 148.51
Lineage: Eukaryota; Fungi; Ascomycota; Sordariomycetes; Sordariales; Chaetomiaceae
Exons: 2
Coding region: 1-762 (253 amino acids)
Source: RefSeq, a predicted model, not a curated record